ACUCGGCGGACCUGCAGGGCCGGCUGGAGGAGAACCGCCGCCAGCUGGCAGCGCUGGGCGCCGAGCCCGACCCGGAGGUGGCCCGCUACCUGGAGGACGAGCGGGUGGCGCUGAUGCUGCAGAACGACGAGUUCAUGGACGAGCUGCGCCGUAACCGCGACUUCAUGGACGCACUCGAUGUGGACACGCCCUCGUUUGCGGCGCCGCACUGGCAGGGAUACGAGUCGCUGGACGAGACCCAGCACGGUUCCAAGGACACCAACGCCAUCCACAAGUACCCCGACGACGAGGCCUUCAAGGAGCGGCUCAAGCACAUGGGCAAAGCCUCUCGGCGGAAGUUCGCCCAGCUGGCGCGGCUGUUCCACUUUAACCGGCGGGGUGGCGCGCGCGCCAUGCUGGGCCACGGUCCGGUGCCGGGCGGCGACCAGCUGCUGCUCAGCGAUGACCCGCUCACGGCCGGCGACCUGGAACCGGACGAGCCCGGCCACCGACCGCCCUUUGAGGACCGGCACACGGUGGAGACGUCGCCCCGGGAGGGGGGCGGCCGGCGCCACCACCAGCUGGUGUGA
Messenger RNA from Pollicipes pollicipes, 569 nucleotides. Its product is annotated as CUE domain-containing protein 1. NCBI's taxonomy places the organism in Eukaryota, Metazoa, Arthropoda, Thecostraca, Pollicipedomorpha, Pollicipedidae. The record is from RefSeq and is a predicted model, not a curated record. The transcript has 5 exons. The coding region runs from base 114 to 569 and encodes 151 amino acids.